This is a messenger RNA of Gopherus flavomarginatus (Mexican gopher tortoise), 2763 nucleotides long. It is a transcript of the gene CRB3, whose product is annotated as crumbs cell polarity complex component 3. The transcript is spliced from 4 exons. The record is from RefSeq and is a predicted model, not a curated record. NCBI's taxonomy places the organism in Eukaryota, Metazoa, Chordata, Testudines, Testudinidae. Bases 326 to 685 code for a protein of 119 amino acids.
CCAGGAUGACGCAGACUGGGUCUUAAAGCGGCAGGGGCACUCAUGUAGGUCUCCCCCUGUCCUCCAGAAACCGGGGGGUGAGGGGGGGGGCUUUCAGCCCCCUAGCAGCACGAUCCCACGCGCAUGGCAAACCUUGCUGGAGCAGCUUGACUGUCCUCAUUCUACAGGUGGUGAAACCCUGGGGGCUGCCGCUUCCUUGUCAUCCCCAUCUCCAAGGGCCCCCCACACCCCCCAACGGGCUGAGGACGCUGGGAAGCAGGAGGCUGCGUUACGGUUGCACCAUCAGGAUUGUAGUCCCUCCAGGGAGAGGGGGCGUGACCGCCCCAUGUCCCCCCCUCCCUUCCCGACACCCAUGGCAGCGAUGGCGGGCUACAGUCACCCCUUGCUCCUGGCCGUGGCCCUGCAGUGCCUGUUACAGCCGGCCCUGGGCCAAGCCACGAACGGGAGCACCGCGACACCCAGACCUGCAUCGGGGCUCACGGAGUCAGAGCGGCUGGCGGCUAUCAUUGUCCCCUCCCUAGUUGGGGGUCUCCUGCUUAUUGGACUCGUGAUCUUCGGGGUGCUCAAGGUGCGGGAGAGGCGGCAGACGGAGGGCACCUACCGGCCAAGCAACGAGGAGCAGGUGGGUGCUCGGGUGGUGACGAACACUAACCUCCAACUGCCCCCCGAGGAGCGGCUGAUCUGACCUGGGGGGAGGGGGGGGGUCACACACACCCCCUCCCCGGACUGGCAGACUCUGCACCGGCUGGACCCUGCAGUUCCAGAGCCAGCCGCACACCUGGAGGGGGGCUCCUUGCUCUCUGCUGGCUGGAAGGAGCUGACGUCUUCGUCGUGGGGUGCAUCGGAUUUCCACCUGCGCCCUGCUGCUGCAGGGGAGUGGGGGGUGCUGCCCAGCCAGGGUCGGCCCAGGGCAGCUUGCCCACGAAACUGCUGGCCGUGUUGGUGCUGUGCGACAUCGCCUCCUGGUGGACCACUUUAUCCAUCCCCCAUCCACCCCCGUCUGCGUCUCACACGUGUCCUGUAAUCUCCCUUACCUCGGUCGGCGUCUGUCUGUCCUGGGGCCGGCUGCAGGGGGGUUGUGCUUGAAGCUGCCCGGGUCAGCAAGCGGCCUCAGUUUGCAUUGCAGGCUGCAGAUGGGGAGUGACUCUGUGUUGGCACCCGGGCUGGUGAAAGCCAGGCUGGCGCAGCAGCGAAGGAAGGGGAAGCUAGAAGCUCCUGCCCGAGCCGCAGGGGAAGGUUUUGGCUUUAAAAAAAUCUGCUGAAGGGAAACAGCCGUGUCUAUGCAUUGUUUAAAAAACCGAUCCCCCGGGUUAGUUAAUACACAUUAGCCCGAGGUGCAGACAGAAGGUAGGGGAAGAGAGGUUUAAGUCCCUUCACUGUCAUGCCUCAGUUUCCCUAUCACUCCCCCUCCCCCUGGUGCUCUACAAAACCUGCAGCCUUCUUGGGUGUGUGUAGAAGGUGCCACAUCACUGUCUAGUGGCUGGUGAAUGCAGAGGAUAAUAGCCUCCUGCGGCUGUCAGCUGAUGGAGCUGCUCCUUGGGCUGGGCUUACUGGACUCAAACCUGGGCGGCCGCUGGGGUCAUUUCUCAUGGUAGGGGGAGCAGUGAAAUACACUAAUAACUCAAAAAACAACUGGGCGGCCUUUUUUGCUGUCCUGUCCCUGGGGAAUGAACCAAACUGCACCCAACUUAACGAUCCAAAUCUUUGUCCUCUGGCUGGGCUGUGAUUCAUCCCUCCCUUAAACCAAAACUUGUUGGAGUCUUCUCCAAUGUGCGGCAUCCCCCUGGAGCCGGUGUCGGUGGCCUUUUCACCCAAACCACUGUGUCCCACAGCACAACCCCACCCCAUUGCUGCCCCCCCCGGCCAGCACCGGGGCUAAGAUUAUUUCCCUGCAUGGGGCAGUCUGUCCCCCCAACAGUGAGGCUGGAGCAGGAGCAACCGUCCUCUCCCUUAAGCUUCCAGACCCAGCUGCAGUAGAAGCCGCGUGGGGGCGGAUUUCCUUGCCCCAUUAGUCACUUGUACCAGGAGCGGUUCCCGAGCCUUGGGCUUGGCUUGUGGAUCUUUAGCUCGGGCUGGCUCUGCCUUUAUGCCACCCGUGGCUCGUUGCUCUGAACAUCUCAGCCUCUUAACUUUUUAAUGUAGUGGCAGGGAGUUCCCCAGGCUUCCAAGGGAGGGAGAUGGGGGAGGGAAGCUGUUUGCCCAGCAGGCCAUCCAGCAUCAGGGGUUGCUAGGAACCCAGUUCCCCAGCCAGCAGCCAUCUUUACAGCCCCUGGUCGAUGCUUCCUCGCUGUAGGCUGCGUCUGGGAUCUGUCCCCCUGUCUGCCGCCGGCGCCUCCGUGGCAUGCUCAGUGCCUGGCUGAAAGCUUCCCCUGCUCCUCCAGCCGUCAGCUGGUGCUGCGUGUUCUCCGCCUCAGUCACCUCUUCUCUCCUUUCAGUCCUCCCGGGAAGACCCGAAAUUAACCGAGCUGUGAGAGCUGGGAGCAAACGUCACCAGAGCAUGGCCCUUGCGCUUUGAAAGUGCCGGAGUUGGGAUCUCCUGGCCCCAUGCCCGCCCACUGGUCAGUUCCGCACCCCACCCUCCCCGUGGGGUCACUCUGCCCAGGCUGCCUCUUACAAGCUCCCUGUUCACCCAGCACCGGGAGGGGCUGGUUGCUGACGGGGGUUCAGGGGCCCUGUGAUCAUACAAUUAACUGCAGCAGGGCUGGGGUCCUGAUAUGGGACCAGCUAUUCACAGCUCAGGGUGGGCCCCUGGGUGCAGCUCAG